Varanus komodoensis (Komodo dragon) is the source of this 1936-nucleotide messenger RNA. It is a transcript of the gene POLR3F, whose product is annotated as RNA polymerase III subunit F. The transcript has 8 exons. Gene Ontology annotation, cellular component: RNA polymerase III complex. NCBI's taxonomy places the organism in Eukaryota, Metazoa, Chordata, Lepidosauria, Squamata, Varanidae. The coding region runs from base 59 to 886 and encodes 275 amino acids. The record is from RefSeq and is a predicted model, not a curated record. Gene Ontology annotation, biological process: transcription by RNA polymerase III.
CCUCGAGCUGUGCCACCAGUUCCCGCACGGCAUCACCGACCAGGUGAUCCAGAACGACAUGCCCCACAUGGAGGCGCAGCAGCGCGCCGUGGCCAUCAACCGGCUGCUGUCCAUGGGACAACUGGAUCUUCUGAGGAGCAGCACCGGCCUCCUCUAUAGAAUUAAGGAAUCACAAAAUGCUGGAAAGAUGAAAGGAUCUGACAACCAAGAGAAACUGGUCUAUCAGAUUAUCGAGGAUGCAGGAAACAAAGGCAUUUGGAGCAGAGAUAUUAGGUAUAAAAGCAAUCUGCCCUUAACGGAAAUCAACAAGAUCUUGAAGAACUUGGAAAGCAAGAAACUCAUUAAAGCCGUGAAGUCUGUAGCAGCUUCCAAGAAGAAAGUGUACAUGUUAUACAAUCUGCAGCCUGAUCGUUCUGUGACAGGCGGGGCGUGGUAUAGUGACCAAGAUUUCGAAUCUGAAUUUGUAGAGGUGCUAAACCAGCAAUGUUUCAAGUUCCUGCAAACAAAGGCGGAGGCCGCGCGGGACAGCAAGCAGAGCCCCAUGAUCCAGAGGAACAGCUCCUUCGCCUCCUCCCACGAGGUCUGGAAGUACAUCAGUGAGCUGGGCAUCAGCAAGGUAGAAUUGUCAAUGGAGGACAUUGAAACCAUUUUAAACACAUUAAUAUACGAUGGGAAGGUGGAAAUGACCAUCAUUGUUGCCAAAGAAGCGACAGCUGGCAGUGUGGAUGGGCAUUUGAAGCUGUACAGAUCCGUCAAUCCAAUCAUUCAGCCGACGGGUUUGGUUCGGACGCCGUGUGGGCUUUGUCCAGUUUUUGAUGACUGCCACGAAGGUGGUGAAAUCUCUCCUUCCAAUUGCAUUUAUAUGACAGAAUGGCUAGAAUUUUAGCAGGCAGAUGAAGGCCACCCACUGGGAAAGUGUCAUGCAUCCUGCAUGGAUGAACCUGUUGACGUUUAGCUGUGGACACUCGUUUCUUGGAGAGCCCCGCCAGGCCAGUGACUGUGUAUUUUUUGCUUUAAAUGAAUUCCCUUUCAAGCAGCACCUGCGGUAGGGAUGCUGCAGGAUUAAAGCUCUAAAAAUACUCCCUAUAUAUGAGAUAUACAGGUACAAUCUAGCAAGGUUCAAUAUGUUUGAGAUGCAAAUUAUAUUUUGGCCAUUUAGAGAUUUGCUCUGUUAAAAAGAAUGAAUGGUUGCACUGAAAGUGUGCCUUCGGUGACAGGGACGCGUGUUCUACACUGGAGUCAGGAUCAGUUUAAUAGGAGAGAUGCAUGUGAAUUCUAAAUCUUUAAUUCUGACCAGAAGGAAUCACUUGAACGUGCUGAAGCGGCAUGUUUAAUCAAAAUGUCGGAAUUUGCCAUCAGGAGAUGAUGUGAUGCAGCCCCCUCACAUGGAGAGCUUGAGAAAAAUUAGAAAAAUGGAUGUAGAAUAAGGCAAUCCAUUCUUACCAGAUUAUUACCGUGCCACUGUCUGAUGAGGGAACCAUUUAUCAUGAUGUUUUCUUAUUCUGGAUUUUAAAAUGCUGCCUUACAGGACAAAUACGAUUUCUGAUUCAGGUUGUUAUUGUAUUAUUUAUAUAAUUAUGUACAGUCUUCCUUAGUAUAUUUAAGUCCGUAUUUCCUUGAAUGCUUCCCGUCAAGUUUCUGCCUUUUUGCCUAUGCUUUUUGGUAAAUGUUUUUUAUAGCUGUCAUUACAGCCUCAUAUUAUUGUAUUUCCCUUCAGCUUCCUCUAUACAUUUUUGCUUGCAAAAUUGUUUUAAAGAAUUAAUAUUCAGUGAAUAUACCCCUUAAAAGAAGCAUGUUAUAACUUGCUUUAACAUGGUAUAUAUCUCCAUAACCAACUGACGUAGUUUUUACUCCAGUCAAGACAGCCCAUGUUGUGCCCCCGAAAUUGUGGUAUUUGUAAUUAAGUACAAUACUCCAUAAAUGAUCCUUAGUUCUA